Molecule: messenger RNA, 4902 nt
Organism: Anas platyrhynchos (mallard)
Lineage: Eukaryota; Metazoa; Chordata; Aves; Anseriformes; Anatidae
Gene: BEST4
Product: bestrophin 4
Molecular function (GO): chloride channel activity
Source: RefSeq, a predicted model, not a curated record
GGCGGCGGCGGCGGCGGGGGGAGCGCGGAGCGGCCCCGGGGAGCAUGGGGCGGGCGGCGGCAGGCACGGCGCUUGCUGUCCCUGUCCCUGUCCCUGUGCCUGCUGCUCGCCGCCAGCUUCGCCUGGGACGCGGCACCGGAGAGCUGCAACUGCAGCCAGCCCCUGGACUUCGAGGCUUUCCGGGCUGCCCCCCUGGCCGAGAGCUGCUGCCUCAACUUCAGCAGCUCCAACAGUCUCCCUGCUGGACUGGGGGGCUCUGCUGGGGGUGCAGGGGGCUGCGGGAGCUCGACCUCUCGCGCUGCGGCAUCGCGGCCAUCCGCAACGCGCAGGGCGUCCCCGUCACCCUGGAGGUCUUGCACUUGAGCCACAACCAGCUGGAAAGCCUCCCGGGGGGUUUUUGGAAGACGCCCCCAACUUGAGGAUCCUCUACCUGGACUGGAACCGGCUCCGGGAGCUUCCCCAAUCCUUCCUGAAAGCCUCAAGGCGGCUGCAGGAGGUCUACCUGGGCUAUAACGCCCUGACCUUCCUCCCCAGCAGCCUCCUGCAGCCGUCCCUGCGGCGGCUCCAGGUGUCCAACAACAGCUGGGACUGCAGCUGCGCCCUGCUCAGCGCCCUGCAGGGCCGGCCCGACCUGGCCACCGAGCUCACCUGCCACACGCCGCAGCGGCACCGCGGCGCCGAGCUCCUCAGCAUCCCCCGGGACGAGCUGUGCCGCUCGCACGGCCUCACCGCCCUCUUCAUCUGCCUGCCCCCCCUCCUCCUCCUCGCCACCAUCGCCUGCUGCUUCUGCAAGAGGAAGAGGAAAACCAACUACAGCUUUGGGGGCAGACACCCCCCCGUCGCCGCCGCCGCCGUGGAGAGGGGCAGCGCGCCGGUGCUCCCCGAAUCCCACCGCUACGUCCCCUACGAGCUGCCCGCUGCCCCCUCCGAGAAGGAGAAGAAGGUGCUGCUGGGGGGGGCGGCGCUGCCCCAGCCCUCCCAGGACCCUCUGGAGAGCAGCAGGGACCUGUACGAGGAGGUGGAGAUCCGGGUGGGAUCCCAGGUGCCGCCCCACUGAGGCGCAGCGGGGCGCGGGGCCGGGCACCCAGCGGGGAGCCCCGGGAGCUGGGGGGGAGGAAUUGGGGGGCAGCGGGGCCGAGGGGGACACGGUGAGCGUGAGCGAUGUCCUGAAGGACUCGGCCGACCGGGAGAAGAUCUACAUGAACCAGGCGACCAACUACUACAACCUGGUGCCCGGCAUCGAGCUGGAGGACUCGGACAACCUGGAGUACGAGAACAUCGACCUGCACUGAAUGGGGGGUGGGAUGCGGGACUCGGGGGGCAACAGGAGGUGGCUGUGGCUGGGAGAGGCCACGAGCCAUCCUGCCGUGGCUUGCAGUGUGUGGUUGUGAAGCUGCACCCCAAAAUUCCCCCCCUUUCUCCUGCGAUCCCGUGUGCGCCCCUCAAUUGCCACGUGCUGCGACUGGGCAGGGCUGUGAGCGGCUCUGAGCACCGGGGAGCUCUCUGCACAAGGUUUUUAGGGGCACAGGAAGGACGUGGAGAGGAGCUGGGGGCUGCCCCGUUUGAUUUUUAGGGCCAGGUGACAACAGUGUAUGUGCCAGGGCUGCUGUUUGCACGAGUGCUUGUGCACAUGCGUGUGCAAGGACUGGGCAUGGACAGCUCUGCUUGUGCCGCGCCCCGCCGGGCUUUUGUUUGCGGGGUGUCCAUAGGGUGCCACCGGAGCAGGGGGGCGCCCCUUGCAGCCUUCCCUCCCCGAUGUGCUGCCCAGCCCUGCCGGAGCCAGCUCCCGCUGCGAAAUAAAUCAUUUUACUCCUGGCACCGUGGCUGCGCCCCGUCUCUGCUGCGGUGGGUGCUGGCCCUCGGGGCUGAGCGAGCUGCAGCCCGUGAUUUACGGAUUUACAGCCUGGAGAAGGAAGCUGCCAGCCUGCCAUGGGCACCGUGCUCACCAGCUGGGGCAGGACGGGCUGGGGGUGCUGUAAAUUAUCUCCCUGCACAGCCCCGUGGGUCACAUCCACCCAUGGGUGCCUGCGGGGAUGCAGGGAGCCAGGUGCCCCAUACCCACGCCGCGUUCCCCAGCAGGACACGGAGCGGGGGCAUCGGGGAAUGCACCCAGGGCAUUUCCCAGGCUGGGAGCCCCCAGCUCCAUGGGUCGGAGCUGUGGCAGGCCGUGCUGGGCCCCGUGCCUGGCAGGAAGGGAGCCGGGCAGGGCGGGACGCGGCGCUAUGGCCGGCAAAGGAAGCGGCGUUUCCUGCCCGGCGCAGCCUCGCAGCCCGCGGUGCGAUGGAGCCACAGCCCCUGGUCUGGCUCAUUCCUAGCUUGGACUGGGGGGCACGAGCACCAGCACGGGCUGGGGACGAGGAUGGGAUGGGUUUGCUGCAUGUCCCACUGCUCCUCGGGGAUGUUUCCCACUGGUUCGUGUCCCUGCUGGGAGUGAGGGGCGCCCAUGGGCACCCCAGAAACACCCCACAGCCCCCCCCAGCCAGCUCAGCCCGGGGUCACGUUCCCAGGGCUGCCAGGAGGGGUGACAUCCUCCAUCCUUUCCCCUCCUCCUCGUGGAGCCUAAAUUCAGCCUGCAAAGGGGAACGGCCCAAACCACCCCGCUGGCUCCUGUGCAUGCCCAGGGCUGAGCCAGCAGCUCCCACCGAAAUCUCUGGUGGCGGGGAGGUGUGACCAACCCGCAAUUCCCUCUUCCCUGCCCGUGACAGCUCCAAUCCAUCACCUGGAGGGCUCGGCCGAUGGGUUCACACCGGGGUAUUUAGGGGCGAAGGUGCUGAUAGGGACGUGCAGAGCAGCGUGGGGAGGGCGUGGGGCGAGCCAGCCCAUGGGCACCGGUGCUUGGUGUGACACCGAGGACACAUCCCGGCUGGCAGCCUGUACCCCGCUGCUCCCCCGGCAGUGAGAUUGUCAUCCGUGCCACAAUGACCGUCUCCUACACGCUGAAAGUCGCCGACUCCCGUUUUGGGGGCUUCUCCAAGCUGCUCUUCCGCUGGAAGGGCAGCAUCUACAAGCUGCUGUACAAGGAGUUCGUCGUCUUCAUGGUGCUGUACGCGCUGCUCAGCAUCGUCUACCGGCGGCUGCUGACCGAGGAGCAGAAGCAUCUCUACACCAAAGUGGCUCAGUACUGCAACCGCUCCACGGACCUCAUCCCCAUCUCCUUCGUCCUAGGUUUUUACGUCACCCUGAUCGUGAACCGGUGGUGGGCGCAGUACACCAGCAUCCCCCUCCCCGACCAGCUGAUGUGCAUCAUCUCCAGCAACGUCCACGGCAAGGAUGAGCGGGGUCGGAUCCUGCGGCGCACCCUGAUCCGCUACGCCAACCUCUCGGCCGUCCUCAUCCUGCGCUCUGUCAGCACCAGGGUGCUCAAGCGCUUCCCCACCAUGGACCACGUGGUGGAAGCGGGCUUCAUGACGCAGGACGAGCGCAAGAAAUUCGAGAGCCUGCACUCGGACUUCAACAAGUACUGGGUGCCCUGCGUGUGGUUCACCAACCUGGCGGCACAAGCCCGGCGGGACGGCCGCAUCCGCGACGACGUGGCCCUGCGCCUGCUGAUGGACGAGCUGAACGCGUACCGGGCCAAGUGCAGCAUGCUGUUCCACUACGACUGGAUCAGCAUCCCGCUGGUGUACACGCAGGUGGUCACCAUCGCCGUGUACUCCUUCUUCGCCUUCUGCCUCAUCGGGCGGCAGUUCCUGGAGCCGCUGGAGCCGGGGCAGGAGGGGGAUCUGGACAUGUACGUGCCCCUCCCCACCCUGCUGCAGUUCUUCUUCUACGCCGGCUGGCUGAAGGUUGCCGAGCAGAUCAUUAACCCCUUUGGGGAAGACGACGACGACUUCGAGACCAACAAGCUGAUAGACAGGAACCUGCAGGUGUCCCUGCUCUCGGUGGAUGACAUGUACCAGAACCUGCCACCAGCCGCCAAGGACAAGUACUGGAACGAGUCCACGGCUCAGCCCCCCUACACCACGGCCACCGCUGCCGAGACCCUGAAGCCUUCCUUCCUGGGCUCCACCUUCGACAUGCGCAUGUGCGAGGACGCGGAGCAGAGCCAGCUGGUGGAGGCCUCGCCAAACAUGCCGCGCACCCAGACGCCCCUGCUCGGCCGCUUCCUCGCCGCUGCCUCCCCCGCCAUCAGCAUCAAAAAUUUCGGCCGGGGCGGCCGAGCCACCCCCCACCUGCGGAGAGCCUUCCCCUCCCCGCACCCCGAGGACCCCGAGGCUGUGGAUCGCAUCGAGGAGGAGGAGACGGAGGAUGAGGAGAGCCGGGGCAGUGGGCCCCCCACGCCGGGUGGCCCCCUGGGGGGACCCCAGUCACCAAAGGCCUCCAAAAUUCGGAGGAAGGAGCCGCCAAUGGUCCUGGUGAAGGCUCCGUCCAGCGAGAGCAUUGGGGCUGAGCGCCCAGGGGGCUGGGAGCCCUGAGGGUGCCCUGAUGGCACCCCUGACCCUGUCCCCAGAUACCCCCUUGUGCCCCCUGCAUGUUUUUAGCCCCAAAACUGCAGGAUUCAGCUCGUGUGCGUGGUGAUGCCACUGACUGGCACGGCCACGCUCCCUCCCUGCUACCAGGAACCAAGAGGGGACAGGGACAACCCAGACACCGAGCAAGGGACAGGACAACGGCAUUCAGCACCGUGCUGAUGUCCCCGCAGUAUCAAUAAAGCUGCUGCCAGCUCCAGCUUUCAGGUUCGUUCUUUCUUGGAGUCGCAGGGUGUUAGACCAGGCGACAGAGCCAGCUGCUGUAAAGCAGAAGGGCACACACACCCCUGGCCAGCUGCCACCCCGUCCCGUUCCCAUGUCACACCUCCGGCAGGGUGACAGUGCCAGCUCCGUUCCCACGGGCCGUUGCCCUUGGCUGCCGUUUCGGAGCAGACACCAGCGCAAUUUAUAAGCACCACGCGUUGAUGAAUUG